Messenger RNA from Paramecium pentaurelia, 838 nucleotides. NCBI's taxonomy places the organism in Eukaryota, Ciliophora, Oligohymenophorea, Peniculida, Parameciidae. The record is from the annotation of a GenBank genome assembly.
CAAUGUAGUAAAGAGAUGAAGAGACAUAAAGAAUUUUAGAAAAAAAUGAUCACUACAAUGAGGCCCCUGAAGUAGAUUCUUCUUUGACCAGUAGAUUAGGAUUCAUUUAAAAAGUACGUUUUUAGACUUAUGAAUUAUAGGUGUAUUCUAUCUUGUCCAUGCAAUUAUUAUUCACAGCAUUACUUACAAUAGUGUCAAUUACUUAACCAGCUAUAAGAGAAUUUGAAGUAACACAAAUUUGGCUAUUUGUGAUUGCUGCCAUAACAGCCAUAGUGUUAAUGUGCUGUCUCCUUUGUUGUAAGUAAAACGCAAGAAAAGCCCCAAAAAAUUAUAUUUUAUUAAGCUUCUUUACUUUAUGUGAAGCAUAUGUGGUCUCAGUUAUUUGCUGCUCAGUUGCAACAGAUUAUUCAAAUGGAAGUAUUAGAAUUAUAAUUAUAUUAGUCGACCUAAUAAUUAUUGCAUUAUCUAUGACCGUCUUAAUGACUAUGGGAUUAACUAUGUAUGCAUGCACAACAAAAGAGGAUUUUACAAUUUGCACAGGUUUACUUUGGUCUUUAGCUAUAUGCUUAUUAAUGCUUUUUAUUUUCUCUUUGUUAUUUCCAAGCCGAUUAAUAUAAAUUAUCUAUUCAAUUUUGGCAAUAUUUUUGUAUUCCAUUUACAUCAUUGUUGAUACUUAAUUGAUAGUUGGUUCAAAGGUAUUUAUUUUCUAUAAUAUUAACAGAGACAUUCUCUUUAAAAAGAUGAUUACAUAAUUGGGGCACUCAUUUUGUACAUUGACAUAAUAAUACUAUUUUUAGAAUUGCUAAAAUUAUUAGUUUAGAUAUUUGGAAAAAAUUGA